CAACCACUCCUAUUCCUCCUCCCCACGCCGCCGUUUCGUCUCGUCGCCGCCGCACAAAUCGCUCCAAUCGCAAACGCCGCCGCCGCCUUCAUCUACUCCGUCGCCUCCACCAUCUGCCAUCCGAGCGUAGUAGAUCUGAACACGGUCGAAAUCCGCGCAUCAAGCACGCGCCUUUCCGGUGGCCCUACGGCCCGCACCGGGUCAUCAUGGGGCGCCGAGGCGGACGAGGAGCAGGCGGAGGGAGGGGAAGGCACGGGCGAAGGGACGACGAGCGGCCGGGAGGAUCCCGCGACGACAGGGACAUGCGCGAUCGCCGCCCUGUCGACAGGGGCGCGCGCGACAACCGCCGCCCUGACGACAGAGGCAUGCGCGACCGCCCCCGGCCCGACCCACGCCGCAGCCCCUCUCCGGGGUACCGCCUUCGGAGCCCCUCCCCGGACCGCCGCCCUCGCAGCCCCUCGCCGAACCGCCGUCCCCGCCGCAGCCGCUCCCUGGACCACGGGGCCAGGCGCCUGAGGGAUGACGACGGCGGACGAGAUCCGCCCCGCCGCGGACAAGGGGACUACGUCAGGGUUCCCUAUCACCAGGAGCGCGAGCGCUACGACCACCCUGGUCGCGCCGACCGCAGCCCCAGAGGAAGCUACAACCAAUCUGGUCGUGGUAACGGCAGCCCGAGAAGAAGCUAUGAUGGUCGUGGCGACCGCGGCCCCAAUAGGAGCUAUGAUGGUCGCGGCGAUCGCAGGACGGCCGACGAGUACGAUGCCCCACCAGCCUACAUGCUCCCAGAACAUCCAUCCGACCUGGGGCGUGCCGCGAAGGAUGACUUCUUUGGAGGCCCUGGCGGCCGGAGCAUUAACGAGGUGAGUGAGCUCUAUGGAGACAAUGGUUCGACAGGAUUGGGAAGGACUGGCUCGCCGUACCGGGACCGCAGGUCGCCUCCUCUGCCACCACCUCCGCCGUUCCGGGACUGCAGGUCGCCUCCUCUGCCACCACUUCCGGCAAUGUUACCUUCCCCUAGGCCACUGUACCCAUCGGUGCCACCUACAGCGACUGGAUUCCUGACAGGAGGGUCAACAAGGAACGUUGGUGAGAGCUUUGGCGCUGGAACUGCCCGGUUGCCGCAUGAUGACAGUGGGUUUCAGUAUGGCGACCGUCUGCCUAGCCCGUAUGUUGGGGGUAGAGAAAUUGAGAGGCUUGGCCCUGGUAGAGAUUCGCUUGUUGACAGGAAUGGAGAAAUGGACAGGAUUUACCCUAGUAGGGGUGAGCUUGAUUCUGACAUUGCACCAGCUAUGCAAUUGAAUGGAUAUGCUGGCUCGUCUUCAUCCGUACUCACCAAGGACCGUCCAUACCGGGUGCACGAUGAAAGUUAUGAGCCAAGCAAUGGCUACGAACCAGGAUCUGCAGGACAUGGGAGUGGUCAUGCUCACUUGUUCUCAGAGAGUUCACUAGAGCGUGGCAGUGGACAUGAUAAGAUACCACUGGAUAUAUCCAGGCAGACACACUCUAAGCAUAAACCAAGAGCUGCAUCCAUGGAUUAUGCUGAAGAGGGAUAUGGCAGAAGGGGUCCGGCAAAUGACACAUAUCUUGCAGCAGGGAACUUAUAUGGAAAUGACUCACGAGAUUCAAGGGCUAGCAUCAGACACACAUUGAUCACAUCGACUUUGACAGAUCUAGAGGAUGGAAGGAGUAACCGGCAAGUUAGGCUAUCUCGCAGGAUGGGAGAGGAUGAGCAUGCCAUGGAAUACAAAAGGCAUCAUUCUUACCAUGGAGAUACACCUAUGCGUUAUAGCACGUCAAGAGAUGCUCAUAUACGCUACUCACGCUCUCCAACUGACCCUCGUGAAAUCGCGAGGCGCCCAAUUCCCGAACGUGAGUUUGCUUCAUUUGAGGAUGGCUUUGAGUUUAGUGAUCAGGAAGUGUCUCCCAUGGCUUAUAGAAGAGGAUUACGUGGAGCUGCAUAUGGUGGUCAUGAUAUGGAUAUAUGCCAAACUGGUGGCCCUCCAGGACAAGAGAGUUACAGCGGUGUAAUUGGGCGAGGGCGUUACAGCGAUGAAAUUGGACGAGGGCGUUACGAUGAUGCAAUUAAUGCAUAUGACCUAUCUCCUAAGAGAAUGUCAAGAAGUUAUGAUGAUGAUGAAGAUGGAUACAAUGCAAGAUAUGAUGUGUCAACUAGUCGUGAUGUUUUCUCAAGGAUUGCUUUGCCAAAUAACAUUCAAGGAAAUCCUAACAUGUUGGCUCAUGGGCGUUUAAAAUACAAGCCUAUCUCUCAGAGGCUGUCCAGACCUAUGGUCCAGCCACAACUUGGGGGAUCUGCCAUGCUUGGAAGAGGAAGAGGAGGAUGGACAAAAGGUGCAAAAAAGAGAUUGAGAGCUGGUCUUCCUCAAUUCAAUGGUGGAUAUACAUCAGAAAGAAAUGAAGUUGUUAGGCCAAACAAAUCUUUAAAGUUGUCAGAAGAUAAUCAGAAAGGCACCGAAUCAAACCAUGAGGAUGCUUCAGACGAAGAGGAUCUUUCUGUGCAGAAAGAUCCACCAGAAGGCUCUGAAGAAUUCAGUAAGCAAGUUCACGAAGCGUUCCUCAAGUUCUCAAAGAUAUUAAAUGAGAGUCCAGCCAUGCAGAAGAGGUACCGGGAGGCAGCAAAAGGGUCUUUAUCUUGCUGCGUAUGUGGCAGUGUUGCAAGGAAGUUUCCAGACAUUGAUGCCUUAAUGUCACAUGCUUACGACACAUGCAAACUGGGUUUAAAGACGAAACAUUUAGGUUUGCACAAGGCACUAUGCGUUCUGAUGGGGUGGGAUGUGCAUGUUGCUCCAGAUGGUACUAAAGCCUAUAAAUACGUUCCAGCUGAGGAAGUAAAUGCCAUGAAGAGAGAUCUGAUGCUAUGGCCUCCGGUUGUUGUAGUACAUAACAGCUCCAUCACAAACAAGACAAAGGCUGCUGAAGCAAAGGUUGUGUCAAUAGAAGAAAUUGAAGGUGUCCUUGCAGAUAUUGGGGUUGCUUGUGGCAAGGCAAAGGUAACCCAUGGAAAACCAGCCAACCAGAGUGUGUUCGUGGUGAAGUUCCUGCCAACGAUAUCUGGAUUUCAGGAAGCGAUGAGAAUCGACGAGCAUUUCGCCGCUGAGAACCAUGGCAAGGAAGAUCUCCAGCAGAUCCGAGGCGAGAAAGGUAAGAGUGCUGCCCCUGCUGACAAACUCGAAGAGCUGCUGUACGCGCACGUUGCGGUUGCUGAAGACCUUGGGUACCUGGACGACGAGACAAAGAAGAGGUGCGUCGUCAGGAGCAAGAGCGAGAUCGAGGCCAAGGCAAACGCCACGCUCAACUUAGACUCGUGAAGAUGCAUAAAUGAAGUAGAUUAGAUUAUUAGCUCAUCUGAAGUUCCAACAGUAAAGCAGCUUAGUAUCUUCCUUUUGCUUAAUCUUUAUGGUUGCUUGUUCAUAUGCGGCCUGAAGAAUCUAUCCUACAGUUAUGUAUCGAACCCCUUUAUAUCACGGUCUAGACUCUUAAAAUGUUUUUAUGUUCUGAUUCUCUU
Brachypodium distachyon (stiff brome) is the source of this 3523-nucleotide messenger RNA. RefSeq lists its product as uncharacterized. The record is from RefSeq and is a predicted model, not a curated record. The transcript has 3 exons. Lineage: Eukaryota; Viridiplantae; Streptophyta; Magnoliopsida; Poales; Poaceae. The coding region runs from base 207 to 3326 and encodes 1039 amino acids. Gene Ontology annotation, biological process: regulatory ncRNA-mediated gene silencing.